Messenger RNA from Hypomesus transpacificus, 1120 nucleotides. RefSeq lists its product as uncharacterized. Bases 71 to 652 code for a protein of 193 amino acids. Gene Ontology annotation, cellular component: ESCRT I complex. The record is from RefSeq and is a predicted model, not a curated record. The transcript has 6 exons. Gene Ontology annotation, molecular function: ubiquitin binding. Lineage: Eukaryota; Metazoa; Chordata; Actinopteri; Osmeriformes; Osmeridae. Gene Ontology annotation, biological process: endosome to lysosome transport; protein modification process; protein transport.
AGUGGGUUGAUGUUAAACUACCCGCCAGACAGAAGUAGGAUCCUGUCUGAAUAUUCAACGAUACAUAAUCAUGGGUAAUGAUAAUCUGGACGCACUACGGAAAAUGAUACCUAAGACUUAUAAUCACAGGAAACACGUUGCAUUAGAAAUAUGGGUUGUACUUUCCCAGUGCAAAGGUCUCCAGGCCAUGAUGGAUAAAUAUGUUUUCAAUGAUGGAAGUGUGAGGGACUUGAUGAGCCUAACAGGAACCAUUCCUGUCACGUUUAAUGGUCAAAAGUAUAACAUCCCAGUGCAACUUUGGUUGGAGGAGAGUUACCCGGGGUCGGCUCCCAUGUGCUAUGUUAAACCUACCCAGGAGAUGAUGAUUGUGAGAAGCAGACACAUCAACAGCAAUGGAGAAGUCCUUCUACCUUACCUAGAGGAGUGGAAACACACUGAGUGUGAUCUGUUCAGCCUGGUCCAAGUGAUGUCUGCAAUAUUUGGAGAGAUUCCUCCUUUGUGUAUUAGGCCGGGUGUGGAACCUGAUCAAGCUACUUGUUCACAACAAUCCCAGAGAUACACAGGGGCGAGUUCAGAUGCAGGAACUUCCAGCAUAUCUUUGAUCAGUGAAGAUGAUCCUCCUUUCCAAGAAGACAAUGAAACUAACUGCUAGUAUUUUUUUUUAUGUUCUGAGGAAUAUUGCAUGUUAAAUAUACCAUUGAAUAUUUCUAGCGUGUGAUAACAAGCAUUAGGGUUUUUUCUUCUCAAUUUGACACCAUCCUAUGGCCUUGAAGCUGCGGCAUUUUGAGUAUCUGAAAUGUCAUAAUACUAUCGUAAGAAUAAGAUACAAAACAUUAAUUGUGAAAACAUUAUGAAACAGGCAUUAUAAAACAUACGUUGCCUGGAUAGUGUAUGAUAACUGAAUACUUGAUAACUGCACUACAGACUGUAGUAAGGUUUAGGACAUUCCUUUUAUCUUUUGAAAUAAUUGUGUACCUUCACAACCCACUUGUUUCAAAGAAUAAUGAGAGUGCUUGAUAUUAAAGCAUUUCCCCCCUGACCUAAUUUGUGUACAUAUUGACAUCAGUAGGAUUGUUUUACAUUUUGUAUUGUAAUUGUUUGUGGUUGUAAAAUUGUACAU